AUGGCAGACAGCAAACCAAUGGAACAAGUCACCAGCGCGGCCGAUACAAUCGAGCCAGCAAAGGAUGUCCAGGCUGUCGUCGGCAAGGGAGGUGACAAGGCCACCGCCUUUUUGGUCGAGCACGGCGAAGUUACUUUCGAUUAUGAAGAAGAGAGACAAGUCCUCAAGCGCAUCGAUCGCCGUAUCCUGCCUUUGAUCCUGGGCGCAUACUUUUUCCAGCAGUUGGAUAAGAGCGCAUUGUCUUACACCUCCAUUUUUGGCCUCACCACCGAUGCCAAUCUUCAUGGAACGGAAUAUAGUUGGCUCGGCUCUAUUCUGUACAUCGCUCAGCUCAUCUUUCAACCGCUUGCCGCGCUUCUCCUGGUGAAGCUACCUUAUGGAAAGGUCAUCGGUACUGCCGUAAUCGGCUGGGGAUGUUGUGCCGCCAUCGCUGCUGCUUGCACAAACUUCAAGUCACUCGCGGCUCUUCGCUUCCUUUUGGGCACGUUUGAAUCCAUGAUUGCCCCGUCACUGCUCGCUGUCACGCAGAUGUGGUGGAGAAGAUCCGAACAGACGCUCCGUACCUCGUACUGGAAUGCAAUGAAUGGUGUCACCUUUAUCGUCGGGUCCCUUGUUACAUUUGGUCUUGGACACAUUGAGAGUCCUCAUAUUUACAAGUACCAGACGGUUUUCAUCUUUUGCGGCUGCUUGACCGUUUUGUUUGGCAUUGUUUUCAUCUUCCUGAUGCCCGACUCGCCCAUGGAGACCAAGUAUCUCAACGAGAGGGAGAAGAUCAUUGCCAUUGAGCGCCUCCGAGCGAACCAGAUGGGUGUUGCGAGCCGCAAGUGGCGCUGGGAUCACGCUUUGGAGACAUUGGUUGACAUCAAGACCUGGCUCUGGUUUGUGUUGGUCGUGGCCAUCUCGAUUCCCAGCGGUGGAUUCAGUACAUUUGGCGCCCUCAUCAUCAAGGAUUUCGGCUACGCCAACUUUACGGCAAUUCUCUUCCAGUUGCCAACCGGUGCACUGCAAAUCAUUGCCAUCACCGGCUCUGCGUGGUUCGCCACCCAUUACGGUCGCAAGGGGCUCACUAUUACCUGCAUUGCCAUGUUUCCCCUAGUCGGCCUUAUCAUCAUGCUUACCGUACCCCGGACUCACAAGGGCGUGCUGCUUUUUGGCUACUACCUAGUCCAGUGUCUUGCAGCUAUUACGCCCAUGAUUUACGCCUGGUCGGCCCAGAACACAGCCGGCGACACCAAGAAGAAGACAACGUCGGCCGUGGUAUUUGUGGGCAUGUGCACUGGCAACAUCAUUGGACCUCUGCUAUACAAUGUCAAUGAUGCGCCAGAAUAUCGUCCCGGUCUGAUUGCGAACUUGGUAAUGUUUGCUCUGGUGGGCGCCCUGGGACUGCUUAUUCCAUUGUAUCUGACGUUCCUCAACCGCCGCCAUGCCAAGACGCGCGAGCAGCUUGGUGGGUCAGCCCACAUAGUCGAUGAGUCCAUGAUGAGGAAGAAGGAUAUGACGGACAGCAAGACGGCCGAUGUUGAACACAACGAUCACGCCCAGACGCAGAGACUCGAGGAUGAUAAGGGACUUCAUGAUGUGACCGACUUGAAGAAUGAGAACUUCAUCUAUGUCGUAUAG
Pestalotiopsis fici W106-1 is the source of this 1620-nucleotide messenger RNA. RefSeq lists its product as uncharacterized. Gene Ontology annotation, cellular component: membrane. The record is from RefSeq and is a predicted model, not a curated record. Gene Ontology annotation, molecular function: transmembrane transporter activity. NCBI's taxonomy places the organism in Eukaryota, Fungi, Ascomycota, Sordariomycetes, Amphisphaeriales, Sporocadaceae. Gene Ontology annotation, biological process: transmembrane transport. The coding region runs from base 1 to 1620 and encodes 539 amino acids. The transcript has 4 exons.